Messenger RNA from Parathielavia appendiculata, 1699 nucleotides. Its product is annotated as gamma-actin. The record is from RefSeq and is a predicted model, not a curated record. NCBI's taxonomy places the organism in Eukaryota, Fungi, Ascomycota, Sordariomycetes, Sordariales, Chaetomiaceae. Bases 229 to 1428 code for a protein of 399 amino acids. The transcript is spliced from 6 exons.
CUGCCACCCUAUCUUCAGAGGCUUAAGCCCAUUGUGGCUGAGUUAUGGAACCCCCGCUACAGGCACCAGGUUCUCGACCACUACCUCUGAUCGUAGCUCUCCGACGUAAACCUUCAUCUGUCCCCAGGUCAAGCUACCUGGCAGUUUUCACAGCCCAGAGCUCAGCGUAUACCUCGACAGCAGCCGUAGAGGGUUCCUCCACUCCAGGUCAUCCGAUCCCACACGUCCAUGGCGACUGCAGAACAAAUGGCCGAGGAACAGCAGCAAGAGAAGGGGUCUCCAGCUCCGAAUAGCGUCGAUGACACUCGCUCACCGCUGUCCCGCGCCUUGGUCCUUGACAAUGGGUCUCAAGCCAUCAAAUUUGGCUACGGCGGAGACUCAACGCCGACUUCUGAGCUACUCUCGGUUGCGGGGAGAACAAGAUACCCCUCCGGGUGUUGUUCCUUUGCACGCUCGCCCAGAGAAACGUUUACCGGGGCAGAGGCACUGCGAUAUCAAACACUCCUCCGUAUUACGUGGCCGAUAGAGGGACCCCGAGUCGCGGACUGGGACGACGUCGAACUGCUAUGGCACCAUGUCUUUUACAACGAACUCAAGGUUGAGCCGGAGGAGCAUCCGCUGCUUAUGACGGCACCUUUCAGUCUAACGCCAAAGGACCGCGAGCGGAUGGCCAUUCUGGUCUUUGAGCAGUUCAUGUGCCCGGCAUUCUUCGCAUCCGACAGUGCGCCGCUGUCGUUAUACUCGACCGGCCGGACAACCGGCCUCGUUGUCGACUCGGGCCACCGCAGGACCGCCGCAGUUCCCGUCUACGAGGGAUUCCCGCUGGCCAACGCCGCGCAGACCUUUGACAUUGCCGGCCGGGACAUUACCAAGUAUCUCCGUUCGUUGCUGUCCGAGAGUCACUCGGCCAUUACGGACAGGACAGACGAGCUUACUGCCCGGGACAUCAAGGAGUAUUGUUGCUACAUUGCCGACGACCCCUACCCUGUCAUCGUCAACAAGACGUGGGAGGAGCAGGCGUAUACCCUCCCGGACGGCAAGACAAUCCACAUUGGCACGGAGCGGUUCCGGGCGCCGGAGCCAAUGUUCACGCCCAUGAUCGGAUUGCCGGCCACCAUCCUCCGAGCCACGACGAAAUCAGAUGUCACGCUCAGGGAAGAGCUGUGGAGAGACAUUCUGUUGGUCGGGGGCAAUACAUUGUUUCCCGGGUUCAGGGACCGGCUCCAGCAAGGCCUCAACGCUAUUAUUCCGUAUGGCAUGAAGCCGCCCAACCUUGUGACUCCUCCGGAUCCGAAGCUCUCGGCCUGGCUGGGCGGGUCGAUGUUGACCGGCCUGAGUACGUUUCACGAUAUGUGCAUCCAAUACAAGGAGUACGACGAGUAUGGCCCCGUCCUGAUGCGAAGGAAGUGUUCCGGUCUGGGGGUGUAAGAUGACAUGCGCCAUGUGAACUCGCGCGCAUUUCAACAGCAUAUGGGGACCAACCAGAGAGACUCCGACUCCGAGUAUUGAUAGUUUGGCUCUUGGUGCAGCUGAGAUGUCUUCAGACUGCUUGUUCAUGGUGGCACAACCGUCUGCUCUUGGAUAACGCAUCAACAAGAAGUAAGACGGUGUAACGCUUGGAGUGGUAGAACUGAGUAGGUACGGCGUCCGUCUCCAUGUGGUGACGAAUGAAAGCAGUGCCGAAAGCCCAGCGUCCUGG